GAUAUUCCAAGUUUCCACUGGCUGGUCUGAUAGAAAUAGAGAACCAUCUGCCCGGGAAAAAAGGAUUGCACCUGGCUUAUUAGGGUGUCGCAGAUUAGCGACCAAUAGGUAGGUAGAAAUCCGCGAAUUACAAGGAUACAAGGAUACCUGUGACUAGCUAGGACAUCAGUUUCAUUCCGAAUCUAGAACCAUGAAGUACCGCAUGUUGAACAAACGCAAGCAGGCAUCGCCUUCCCCGGUGAGGGAGUCCGACCAGGAGGUGGAGAAGCAACCACCACCACCCCAGCAGCAGCCACAGCAACCCACCCACAGUGCCCUGGAGUUCGAGGCAGCCGCUGCUCUCCUGAUGCUACGCUACCAGUACGAUCGCCAGAUCUGCAAUCGCAUCAUGUCCUACACCGAGACCCGAUCUCCAACACCACCGCCCGCUGUGGCCGACAAUACUACGCCCAAGGAUCAGGCUAUACGUCCUCCGGUGGCCACUCAACCGCUGAAGAAGCGCUCCAUACCAUCACAUCUGCUCCGACGAUCACUGACCCCGGCCAAGUCCCUGAAUUCGGUGGCCAGUACCUCGAUAGUGAAGGCCAAGACCAGGACUCCGGUGCCCGGAGCUGAGCGCAGCAACAACAAGGCACUGCUGAAGUCCUGCCGGAAUAUGAUACGCGAGUUUUUGGACAACGCCGAUCUUAUUUAAUUUUACUACAAAAAUUUUCAUCAAAAAAAUCAUAUAUUUUUAAUCCCAGUUUUUUAGAAAACACCGCUGAAAUGAGAAGCCCACGAUAUAAUCAAGAAAAUUGUACAACAGAAUUGUGAUCAGAAAACAGAAAACUUUUAAAUCAAAAAAAAAAAAAUAAUAACAAAAAAUAAUAAUGAUUGGAUUUCAUUUUUCAAUUUAUUUAUUGCAUAUAAAUUUGUUUCGUUUAUUCUUUUUUUUUUUAUACAUAUAUAAAUUAUGUAUUGAUCGAAAUUUAAAGUUUUCAAUGGAAGAACAGGUAUUGUGGCGACACUAUAGUGCUAAUUAUUAGCUAUUGGCGGUGUUUAAACUUAAGGCAUACGAAAAAACAAAUAGAAAAUUAAUUUUUUUAGCAUAGAUCCUACACAAUAAUUAAUAAUUACAGUUUGUUGCACUACAAUCUAUGAACUUAUGAACGUGCAUUGAUGAUAUCGCUCCUUGGCAUUACUUCAUUCCGAUUAAUGUUAAUUAAUAAAGUGCUUCAAAAAAUGUACAUUUUCUAUUGUUUUCAUAUUUUUUUUUUGUUUUUUUAGCAAUUGUGAAGGGGUGCUGGGUGGUUGGUGGCUGGGUGGUUGGUUGGUAAGAUCGUAAGCGUUUUAAAAACUAAAAUUGUUAAUUCUUAAAUGAACACCUUCUGCGCUGGGCUGUCCUUUCAAAUAGCAGCCACUUAAACUAACAUACAAAUAAUAAUAAUGAUAAUAAUAAUGAUAAUAAUAAUAAUAAUAAUAAUAGAAAACUAAUGUGUAUACAUAUAUAUAUGCUUGUGUUAUCAUAAGCUUUUAAAAAAUGGAAGCCAAUAAUGUUCUUAAUGUGUUCUCUUGCUGACAUUUCUUCUUUUUUUUUUUGUUUUGUUUUUUUCUACGGCUAGGGGUCUCAAUUGAAAUUGAAUUUUGAAAGCUCUCUUUUUUUCGGCCUGAUCCAUUUUUAUUUAAAUACGAUACUGUUGCAGUUCCGUUACUUUUCUAGGGAUCACCUCGUGAGGCCAAAUG
Molecule: messenger RNA, 1722 nt
Organism: Drosophila ananassae
Lineage: Eukaryota; Metazoa; Arthropoda; Insecta; Diptera; Drosophilidae
Exons: 2
Coding region: 191-694 (167 amino acids)
Source: RefSeq, a predicted model, not a curated record